CAAUUGUUCAUAAAUUAUUCUUAGUUUUUUUACGUUGGGAAUGGUCAAAUCCCGUUCUCUUGAAACCACUUGACAACGCAAAUCUAGGCUUUCGAGCAUGGGAUCCAUAAAUACAUUACGCCAGCUUAUCCACAAAUGAAUUCGACAUUCAAUGUGUCGUCAUCAACAAAAAAGGUUAUUCAAAUGGAAUUGGAACGUGGACAUGGCAUUACUGAAGAAGUUAUGAUGAAAAAAGCUACAUGGGAUAAACUAUUCGAAGAACUAAACUUCUUUCGCAAAUAUCGACAUUUUCUUGUGGUUUUGGUGGGCUCACAAACGGCAGAGGAUCAUUUAGCGUGGCGUGGUUUCAUUGAAUCAAAAGUUCGUGAUUUGGUUGGAUAUUUAGAUGAACAUCUAAAACUUAAAUUGGCACAUGAAAAUCCAAAAUGUUUUGAUCGUCAAGAGACGCAAAACACAAUAACCGAUGCAGAUCAUCAUUUGAUCAUCGCACCAUACUGUUCGAUGUGGUUUAUUGGUAUGAUGUUUACCGAAAAGGAAAAUUUAAAUGUCGAUCUUCAAGAAAUAAAAUACAAACAAGGAGUCAUAAUUAAUCUUUUAAAAUGUAAAACUGAUUAA
Contarinia nasturtii (swede midge) is the source of this 615-nucleotide messenger RNA. Its product is annotated as poly(A) polymerase gamma-like. The record is from RefSeq and is a predicted model, not a curated record. Bases 136 to 615 code for a protein of 159 amino acids. Lineage: Eukaryota; Metazoa; Arthropoda; Insecta; Diptera; Cecidomyiidae. Gene Ontology annotation, cellular component: nucleus. Gene Ontology annotation, molecular function: RNA binding; poly(A) RNA polymerase activity. The transcript is spliced from 3 exons.